GACAGAAGCAAAUAUAUACAAGAAACCCACUAGUCCACUUCUCUAAGAAGAUUUGUUCAGGCACACGACAAAACACAGAAACAAAACCUUCAAGAACAAAUCAGUUUAAUAUUUUAUAGAAAAUGGAUCUUGAACUACUACAAGAUCUGCCCAUGUUGAAGUUCCCAUCACCCAUCAAGAUCCCAUCCAACAACACCAACAUAGAUGAUUACGGCGGCGGCGGCUGCACCACUCCUACUUCCACCGACCACAAGAUUCCUCCCUCCACCGCCACUACACCUCCUCCUCCCCCUCAGAAACGUCGCCCACCUCCGUCACCAUCGUCUCUCAUCAGAUCUUGCAAGAGGAAGCUUUUGACGCCCUCAAAGUUUGAGAUCAUAGUUAACAAAGAUGAGAUAGAACGCUUCUUCGCCUCUGUUUACAACCAGACCACGACGUCAGCCCCCACAACAACCACCAGCACCACGACGGCUCUCGCGUUGGUCAGGCGACGGAGAAGUUUCCGUUCUUGUUCCCGAAGAUGAUCAAUAAUUGGAGUUAAAGCACAAUAAUGUUAAAGGUUCCUUUAUUUCGGUAACUUUUUAUUUAUUUUAUGUAAUGAUUCUCAGCUUUACACGUCGACCCACUCUAUAAAUAUUACAUUUGCUUUCGAUGGAUGGAAUCUUUAUUCUCUUUUUAACAUUAUGAAUUAUGUAAAUGUUCAAAAUAAUAUAUAUUUGCUUGCUGCUUUGUGAACGAACGAACAAUUUCACUUAGUCACUUACAUUGUAUAUAAAUUUCCACUCUGGCAAAUAUUUGGAACUUAGUUACAU
Eruca vesicaria subsp. sativa (arugula) is the source of this 812-nucleotide messenger RNA. NCBI's taxonomy places the organism in Eukaryota, Viridiplantae, Streptophyta, Magnoliopsida, Brassicales, Brassicaceae. The record is from the annotation of a GenBank genome assembly.